Astyanax mexicanus (Mexican tetra) is the source of this 636-nucleotide messenger RNA. Its product is annotated as GTPase IMAP family member 9-like. The transcript has 2 exons. Bases 1 to 636 code for a protein of 211 amino acids. Gene Ontology annotation, molecular function: GTP binding. NCBI's taxonomy places the organism in Eukaryota, Metazoa, Chordata, Actinopteri, Characiformes, Acestrorhamphidae. The record is from RefSeq and is a predicted model, not a curated record.
AUGGCCUCCUGUGAAGAUUCUGAGAUGAGGAUUGUGCUGUUGGGUAAGACUGGAUCAGGAAAAAGCGCAACAGGAAACACCAUCCUUAAUAAAAAUAAAUUUGAUGUGAACUCUACCUUUCAGCAUGUAACCAAGGAAAGUAAGAGAGGUUACAGGCUUGUUAAUAGAAGAAUGGUUUCGGUGAUUGAUACUCCGGGACUGUUUGAUGGAGAAACGACUAAAGAUGAACUGAAAGCUCAGAUAGAAGAAGCCAUUGAUCUGGCACAUCCUGGAGUUCAUGUGUUUCUGCUGGUGAUGAGGCUGGAUGUGAAAUUCACAGAGGAGGAACAGAAAACUGUGAAGUGGGUUCUGGAGAACUUUGGAGAAAAGAUCCAAAAACACAUCAUUGUGUUGUUCACUCAUGGAAACGUGUUACAGGAUAAAACUAUAGAACAACACCUGGGUUCAAACACAGAACUGAAAGGUGUAGUGAAGAGUAUGGCUGGUUAUCAUGUGUUUGAGAAUGAAAAUGAGGAUGAUGAGACUCAAGUUCCAGAGCUGCUGAAGAAGAUUGAUGAGGUAGUAGAAAAUAAUACAAAUCAGACUUACACCAGGAAAAUGUACAAUGAGAGUCAAAGAGUGUGUAUUUUAGCUUAG